Messenger RNA from Ectocarpus sp. CCAP 1310/34, 2344 nucleotides. The record is from the annotation of a GenBank genome assembly. NCBI's taxonomy places the organism in Eukaryota, Phaeophyceae, Ectocarpales, Ectocarpaceae.
GUAGCCCCCUCCCAGCAACGAGAUCCCUCCUGUAUCAAGUUGCUGUUAGCACCGGGGCGCGCCUACAGCCCCAAGCACCAAUGCCCAAGUAGCAGCGGAAAAACGAAAGAUCUGACGGUACAUCGCUCAUCACAGGGGAAACGAAAAAAUAUCUGACGCUACAUCGCUCCCAACUGACGGUCUACGGACAUUGGUGGAUACAUUACCCGUGCGUACAAGUGUGACGCAGAUAGUGUAGAACCUUUAAGGUAGGGGUACGGUGAUGAAGCACCGGGACCCCCUUGGUUGAGUGCAGCAGCCGUGCUGCUAUUCUCUCUCUCUCUCUCUCUCUCUCCUCCUCCUUUCCGAGCACGACAGCGUCCUGGGUACGGGCGUUGUCUCACCGUCUGAAGUUAAUGCACUACACAAACAAGUCCCGAUAAGUACGCGGAGUACGGCCGACAAACACUCUAGAGUUGAUUUGUCCCUCGAGGGAUAGCCGCAUCGGGUGAUGUCUGCGUCGGACAGCGGUUCCGUCCGAGGGCUGGGGGAAGAGACCUCAGCCACGCAACAGCAACACGCCGAGAAUCCGGCGAUUGCGAGGCUGGAGGGCCAGUUAUCGCAGCUGAUGAGCGUAGUGAUGGAGUUGAAGAGGAAGGAGCCUGGUGACGCCGUGGCGGGCGAUGCCAGUAGGGGCGGCGGUGCUGCCGUCCCAAGCCAGAGAGAGGCUCUGCCCCCCGGGGGCGGCGGGACAUUUCCGUGGGAAACGGCCCGUGAUGGGCGAAAUCACCCGCGGGAAAGCAGGUGGGACAACAUACCGGGAGCGAGUCCUGGGGUUCCAGCGAGAGUGCCGGCUGGCUGGACAAGUAGAUCGGGAGCGAAUCCUGAGGGGCCAGCCGGAAUGAGCCCGGGCGUAGGACCGGACCGCGGGGAAGCGAGCGGAUUAACCCCCCAAGGCUUGGACGGGCAGCUUAUCGGCAACGCCGAGAAGCACGCACCCGUCGGUGACCCAAACAGGCCUAGCUCGGAGCUGUAUAGCUUGGGCUACACAAGUGAUGAGGUUCAGAGGGGCCUCCAGGCGUUCCACUUUGUGACUACAGCCAUCGUCCGAGAAGCCGACAAGGCAAUCGGCUCGAAACAAGCCCUGAUGAAGAAGAUGUUCAAAUUCACGAUCCCCGCACACAGCAACAGCAACCCUGUCGAGCAUCUAUACACGCUCGAGCUGCUGUACUCACGACUGCGGGAAAAAGGGCUCAACGCUGACACACCCUUUGUUCUCGCACACUUUGUCGAUGCCCUUCCACCCGAGUACCAACAAGCCAAAUUCUUGUUGGAGACGGCUACAACUCUGGACCGGGGCGAGAUAAUCAGGGUCGUCAGUACCGUGCACGCGAGCCUCCCGGAGGGGAGGAGGGCCACGAAGGGCCAGCGGAAGGCGGAGCAUGCUUUCCUCGCGAACGACGGUAGCAACAGGGGCGGAGCGCCCGGCCGCAGCAGCGGCGACCGCAACAAGGGCGGCGGCGACGGCGGUGGCAGUCAAAAGGGGAAAGGGGGUGGUAGCAAGGGCGGUGGUGGUGGCAACAGCGGCGGAGGCGGCGGCGGCGGUGGCAGCCAAAAGGGGAAAGGGGGUGGUAGCAAGGGCGGUGGUGGUGGCAACAGCGGCGGAGGCGGCGGCGGCGGUGGCAGCCAAAAGGGGAAAGGGGGUGGUAGCAAGGGCGGUGGUGGUGGCAACAGCGGCGGAGGCGGCGGCGGCGGUGCAGGUAGCAUGCACGGUCGCUGCUUCCGGUGCGGAGAGAAGGGUCACCAGUCGGCCGCCUGUUCCAAGCCCGAGCCCCUGCGAUGCCAGAAAUGCCUGGGCUACGGACACGACAAGAGCAAGUGCUCGUCCGAGCAGGCGGUGCUCGCGGUGGAGCUGCCGGUCUUGGACGCCACCGCACUGGACGUGGCAGAGGAGGCGCUAGUGGUCCGUGACUUCACAGGCGAGUGGAACAGAGUCGUUGAUCGAGGGGGUGUAGAGCAGGCCAGGCAGGAAAGGUUUGUGGCCGAUACCGGCGCAACCAACCACAUGUUCCCGAGCGCUAACGCGUUCGAAAACUACCAUGAGUGCGAUCGACGUUUGAGUGUCGCCGCAGGGAAGCAAGCCUUCGCCAUAGUAGGCUACGGCGACGUGAGGGUGACCAUCGGUUCUCGCGUUGGGACCACAGACCUGCUGUUGAAACGGGUCGCUCAUGUGCCGGAGCUGAAUUACAACCUCGUGUCCCUCACAGCCCUUUUGAAGCAAACCAAGGGCCGCUUAGCCACAGACGAGCGUGAGUUGGAGGUGUUCGUUGGUGGGGGGGGGUCGGUGUACUUCCCUCUAUGGGGG